AGGACCAAAAUCAGCUGCCGCUGUAUCGCCUUCACGAAAUUACUAAUUUAUCUUGUCAGCCGUCAGCUUAUCGCAUUCUGCAUCUCAUCUGCAACUCAAAUCUUGUGAAACAAAAGUAUACUCGUAGGUGAAGUGGGAGGAAAGAAUUGUCCUUUUUGCUAUUCUCAAGCGCAGUACUGCAUGCCAGAUUAAGAAGUGUAAGCCUGAGUGGCAUUUUGUGAAAACGUUCAGUCAAUUUCCUUCCAGUACUACGUCCUUUGAAACCAAGGCGGAUUUAAGCAUACUCGUUAGUGCCUCAUCCCCAAGAAAACGAGCUUCUUCUGUGUGAAACGUUGUGCUCCCCCUGAAGAGGUGACUGCUCCAUGCUGGUGCGGAUGCUGAUGAUGUCAAUGUUCGCCAGACUGUAACGAGCAACUUCAUCACCGUUAUCUCUACCGAGCAAAUAUCCGAAUCUUAACGUCCAACCGGUGCCAAGGAUUAUAUAACAGCUGCCGUUCAGUAAUAAUUGCAUCCAGCCACAUCCCUUUGGUCGAGAAGUCGUCGGGGUCAAAGGCUACGUAAUGUGGCGCUAUCCUGUCUGCUGAAGGUGGAGCCGCAGAAAACCAUGUGAACGGUUGCUGCGUGGAGAGUUCCAGCCGAGCUCGCCCACACUCCGCCCGUCCAUGGCUCGCAAAGUUUCCUUCAAGGUGGUGUUUGCCACAGACGAGGAUUCCGAGUAUCCGGCCAGUGAGCUGAACAGCCACAGCCCGACGGUCCACGGAUGGCGUUCGAACGCGGACAGCGUCGUUAAUCCGAAGGAAAUCGUCCUCCGCUUCCUCCACCCGGCUCGUAUCGUCCGGAUACAGGUGCUGGCCCACCAGUACUACAUCCCGGAACGCAUCGAGCUAUGGAUACACUAUUCCAGCAAAAGUGCUCCAAGCACUCCGUCCAGCCAGAGCUUCGAGUAUAUGGGAUUCGUAGCGCUUUCCGACAAUGCCAGCACAAACUUCACCUCCCGCGAGCUGCAAAGUGUAGCCGUUACACCAAGGAUCGGUUCACAUCUGAAGCUACGGCUAGGACCGGCCCAUCCAAAUCAGUUCAACAAGGACACCCAGGUGGCACUGCUGGCCAUCAACAUACUGGGCGAGGAGUUGUCGAGCGAGGAGCUCGCUUCGUUACAAAGCAAUGCGACGGGCUUGCUGACCGCGGUGCCGGCCAACAUUGACAUCCUGAACAGUAGCCUCGCGUCGGCCUGCGAUGAUCUCUCCUACUCCAUGUACGUCGAGGAGAGCAUCUGCGAUGUGGUGCGCAAGAUGGAGAUCCUUAAGAUUCAGGCCGUACAAGAUGAACGCUUCGAGUACGCGCGUAAGCUGAAGCUCUGCAUGGGAGCACUCCGGACCGCGGGCGAACGUUUGGGCCGGUAUGCGCUCGCCAAGCGGCAGGCGGUGCAGGCCGAGGACUUUACCACCGCACGGUUGCGCAAGGAGCAGAUCGAAAUGUAUCGUAAGGCCGUGUUCGAUCAGCUGCGCGUUGAGCUGCUGCUGCAGAGCGACAAGAGCAUCACGAGUAAUGAUUCCUGUUCGGAGCUGUACGCUUCUAAACCGACGUUGCCUUCACCGCCCAGCUUGCAGGAUGUGGCCAGUGCGCUGUCCAGCGAUGUUAAACUUCCGCACGCCCACCACCUGCACACUCAAGCCAACGUGCAGGAGAGCUCCACGAAACCGCAGACAGUGAGCGAUGCAACCGACUCAUCCGCCAGCACGGCGACGGCGACGACCACGGCAUCGGCUUCCAGUGCGAGCAGCAGUACGGUGAAGCCGGAAGGAAGGAACUCUCAGGCGAGUUUGGGGCGUCCGGAGGAUGGAGUACAGAAUUCGCCACUGCUAAGCCACAAAGGGCGCAGCCCGAUGCGUUCGCCCACGAACACUGGUUCCUUGCGGAGACGUAACCGAAGCACACCCCGCAACAGCUACGAGGAUUACGAUGAGCGUGCGAUUCCAACACUAGGGACCCACUCGAAUGACUUUCUGCGCGAGUGCCAGGGUACGGCCAUGAUCGAGCAGGAUGGUGGUAAAAUCCGCUGCAAGCUGAACGAUCGCGAACGGCGGCAGGCAGCGCUGCCGAUACUGAUCUUCGGCAUGGAGCUGGUCGAGCUGAUCUACUCGCGACAGUUUACCGAUCGCGAGGAAGGGCUGAUACGAUUGCGGGGCAUUCUGAAGCAGGAGAUUGAACCGGAACCUCAGCUGCAGGCAGCGCAGGCGGGCCCGAAUAAGAUAUGUCGCGGUGCGACUCUGCUGCUCCAUCGCGGUGUACGCGAUGCCGUGUUUUCUACCUUCAGCCAGGCCACGGAAACGGUGCGAAGUCUCUUCAUGGAGUUCGUUCCCAAUCGUGUUAUCGGAAGUGAGGUGGCCCGAUCGGUGGAUCGGUUGCUACCGGAGCUGCUCUCCAAGAGUGGUGACCCGUCGGCCCGCGUCCAUACGCUCGCGCAGCAUACGAUCCUCAGUAUUGCGGCCUGUCCGGAGGUACGGGAACAGCAUCUGAUUGCCCCGGCCCUAUCGCGUCCGGUUGGUAAUGGUACACAUCCGCGAUUGGCGCUGAGCCGCAUGCAGAUGCUCGAGCAGCUAGUCCUAAGCCAAGGCAUCUCGAACGACAAACAGAGUGGGCUCGCCUGCCGCACCCUCUCCGAAGCCGGUUGCUCCGGUAUACAUCAUCCCGCGGAAUCGGUGCGUAAGGUGGCCGAAAGGGUGUUGCUGCUGGUGUACAAGGUGAAUCCACGGUUGGUGCGCAAACAGCUUCCUCCGGAUGAUGAUAUUACGAGGCGGAACCUCCUCUACCGGCAGCUGUUUUCCGAGUUCGAUAAGAUUGAUUUGCAGCGCAAAAAGGAAAUGUUGGAAAACAAACAGUUCUACGGACCGACCUCGUUUGCCGGCAUCUGCUCGCCGCCUAUGUCGGGAAGCUCAAAGAGCUCGCCUCCGGUGGAGAUCCGGAACAAGAACCAACGCUACGAUGGGCGUACGAUUGUCAGUUUCUCCGACGGCCAGACCGGUGUGCAGUCUAGUUUCAGUUCCAUGAAAUUGCAGGAUACUCAUUCGAGCCCGGUACGCCGGUUGGACGCGACGACGGCCGGUAUCAUCAAGAGCAAAAGCGGUCACGCCAUCGGGCAUCAUGGCCAUUGGACGACGGUUGCCGGUGCCGGACUGGGUGCCGGCUCUAGUGGUGGAUGUGAUGAUACCGCCAGCAACAACCGAGACAGCAAUGGGUCCACGUACUACGACAAAUUGGAUACGGGUACGGGCAACGGUAGACUGCAAUGCAAUGGAAAGACCGCCACCAGUGUUGCUACUGUUGCUCGCCAGAAGUUGACGCAGCAUAAGACCAACAUGUAUGAUAGCACGAUUGGCUUUCUGCCCGGCUCGGGCACCGAAAAUGGUGCUGGAUCUCGCAAGAGCUCCAAUUCGGAUUCAUUCGAUGGGAUUGAAAGUGAAAUCCGAUGCCCGUUUUGUGAUUGGAUUUGUCACGGUGAUCCGUCGCAGCUUGAUAAGCACUACUGGAAGGCGUGCCCGGUGCUAACCAAGUGUCCACAGUGUAGCCAAAUACUGGAAGUGGCCGCUCUCACCGGACAUCUCGUUAAUGAGUGUGAAGCCAAGAUGAGCUAUUUGACAUGUGAAAGGUGCACCGAAUCCGUUCACAAGGACCUCUACGAGUGCCAUCUUAUGGAAGAUUUUUGCCGGGAACUCACAACCGGAGCUGCACGAUGUCCGCUCUGUCAUGAUGAUGUGCUGCUUCCACUGGAUGGUGGCUGGAAGAGACACUUGCUUAGCCGUGCCGGAUGUCUCGGUAAUACCAGGCGUCGAGUGGUCCCACAGUGAUGAUUGGCAGCCGUUUUGGAUAAUUCCUCCAACAGUUUUCCCACAUUUCGAAUCCAUUCAAGCACACGCUGUUUUAGGUAGACAUUCAAUGCAAGCGCUCGAUGGUUGGCUUUUUUUUACUUGAAAAUCAACUUGGAGUCGUUCAGUGACGCUAUAAAAGCAGGACAUAACGUAAGAUCUGGUGCUGGAAAGGACACGUUCGAUUCCAGUUUUUAAUCACGAAACACCCGAUUGCUUCACAUCGCAGUAGGCGCGUGAACCGUGUUUCAAAAUAGCACAGGGCUCCACCAUUUCCAAACAGCUGCAACUUAGAAGACUUCUCGGAAUUGCCAGACUCGUCGACGUCGGUAGUGUGGGCUUUGCGACGGGCUAGAACUGAAUAUACGAUCUAGAGAAAGUGGUUUGCUGCUAGAAGAUGCGUUGAGGAACGCCAACGAUAACCCCCAGGGCGAGUGAUGGCAUGGCACGCUACCGCUUUGCCACCUUAUGAUGCUGAUCGGGAACCGAUCAAACCCGCUCGCCGUAACCGAUGAACUAAUCGGCCAUUUGCGAUCUAACUUUUAAUGGGUAGUUUACAUUUUGUUGUUUAGAUUUUUUAAGCAGAGCAAAUCAAACCAAGCCAAGUUCUCUGAGCAGUUCAACUAAUCAAUCACUCAAACAAUCUCGCGCCCGCUCAUGCUCUCGCCGAGCGUUAACGGCUCGCGGGGGAGCGAAGUGCGCUGCAGAAGCGGGUAGCAAUGUCCAUCUCGAAAUUAUUCGGAAUCAAGUAAACUAAUUUCCCGUCCUUUCAAAAGCGAAAACCAA
Messenger RNA from Anopheles darlingi, 4652 nucleotides. RefSeq names its product centrosomal protein of 104 kDa. The coding region runs from base 663 to 3848 and encodes 1061 amino acids. The record is from RefSeq and is a predicted model, not a curated record. The transcript has 10 exons. NCBI's taxonomy places the organism in Eukaryota, Metazoa, Arthropoda, Insecta, Diptera, Culicidae. Gene Ontology annotation, cellular component: cilium.